UAUUGAAUGGUAUCCAAUAACCCUUUUCGUCAAACCAAUCUCGAGCUAUUAAAAGAAGCCUUUCCCUCUUUUGAUCUCUCUGUGAUUGAGGACUUACUUAUAACUGCUCAAGACGAUGUGAAUCAAGUGUUUGAGUUACUUCUCGUUAUGAACAAUGAAAACCAAGAGAGUGCUUCCAAACCACCUCUUCCUGCAAGAAAUAACAAUGAUAAUUUGAAUCCAUUCCAUACAGACUCAAAUAGGGAAAUAAACCCUUUUCUUCAACAUGAUGCCAAGCCUUUGACAGUGAGACAAGAAUUAGCCCAAUGGCGCCAAGAUCUCCGAGAGCAAAGCCUUCAAAGAUCAAGAAACUCUCAACAUAAUAGUAGAUUAUCCACUCCAAGUUUAGGCUUAUUUAAAUCAACGCUUUCUCGACAUUCAGACCAUAACGUACAAGGACAAAGAAGAGAUACUCAAGAAACAAGAUCCAGUUUACAUCAUUCUGUCAGUACACCCAAUGUCAACUAUUCCUCGCGAAUAAUUCAUCGUACCUAUCAUUCAAAUCACAAUAGACAAAGCAACAAUACAUUGAGCCCUCCAGAGCUACCGACAAGAAGACCAAGUACUGACAACAAUACUCCAAACAGCAGAACUGCCUCACUGCCUAUAGGUUCAAAUCGCAAUAGACCUACUCCACCCAUUCCCCAACAAUCUAACUAUUCAAAUCAAGCAGAUGAUGUGUCGUCUUUCAAUCCAUUUGAAGAAUCUGAAUUGCCUCCACCGGCAUAUAAUGAAAUACAGAGAGAUACAGUGAUAAAUCUUGCACCAUAAAUCAUCUCAAUAUGAACAAAAAGCCUGAUUUUGGUUUUUUUUCUUAAAGUUAGAAUGAUAUUUAUUAAGAUGGUAUGUGGAUGUACUGAUCAAAGCUUAUUUAAGUAGAGGGGGUUGUUUAAAUGCUUGCUGAAUGUGCGGCCAUAAGUUAUGAACUCAUAAGUAGUGGUAUUGAUAUACCUAAAAAAAGAGUUAAAUUGGAAUCAAUUGGUUUCUGAAUUAAAUUCAAUCUCAACCAAUAGUAAAAAGGUCAAUGCGUUUUUAUUCACAAUAUAAAUUAAUAAUUGAACACAAUCGUAUUCCAUGAAUUUGUCUUGGUAGAACAAGAAUAAACCAACAAGAGAAGAAAUAAAUAACGUAGUUUUUUUUUUGUGUGGACAUACCAUUCUUUUAGGUGGAAAGAUAGAGUAAUCAAGGUACUCUGCCUCUGUUACUUUAUAAACUAGCAGACAAAAGUUAUCCAUAGCAAUAUCAAUCAAUAAACAGCUUUUAU
Molecule: messenger RNA, 1303 nt
Organism: Gilbertella persicaria
Lineage: Eukaryota; Fungi; Mucoromycota; Mucoromycetes; Mucorales; Choanephoraceae
Exons: 10
Coding region: 7-810 (267 amino acids)
Molecular function (GO): ubiquitin binding
Source: RefSeq, a predicted model, not a curated record